CGUAGCAAUAUUUCAUACUUCACCAAAGUGCAAUUCGAUUUUGAGUUAAUUUUGAUGCCUACAAGUUCCAAUAUCCAUUUGCAAAUAACUUUUUUCUCUGAAAGAAAAAUAAAAGUAUCAUUAGCAUUAGUUUACUCUAUUACCUUUUUAGAAUGUUCGGUUUUCAAGGACUUUUCUUUGUUUUAAAUGUUACAUGCCCUCCUCUGUUUGACAUCCGGGUUCUUUGUCAAUCCUCCGUAGUGGGUACACGCCAUGGUGUAAGGCGCAAGCCAGCUGCAUGGGGAUUUCGUAGUCAUGAAGUCCAGCAAAGAGGACCAACAUCUGCUAGCAGCCUCCUCCGGUCGACUAAACGAUGCAGAAAGUUCGAAGACCGACAAGACAAACCCAGACGUGGAAGAGUCCGCCAGUCCAUCCUCUUCGUCGGAACAAGAGACGCUAGCUUACAGCGAUCGGCGGGCAAACCAUCGCAAAGCGAGACCGCUGCAGAACGAAAGCGCCCUCAACGACGCCAUGCUCCAGUUCGCGGUCGAUGUGUACCUGGAGCUGAGACGCGGGACCGGCGAAGCUGGUUCCAACGUGCUCUUCUCUCCUCUGGCUGUGCAGACCAUGAUGGCCCUGAUGCUGGCCGUCGCCAACGGACGCACCGCCGAUCAACUCGCCCAAGCACUCCACCUGCAUGGAUAUCAGGGCGACGACUUCAAGCUGUACAUGCGGCGUCGCGCUUACAAGCUCACCGGCCUGGCGGGAGGACUCAGCUACUUCAGCUUCAACAACAAGACGCAGCUCAUCACGGGCCGUGACUUGGACCCUUGCGCCUCUGUCGCCAGUCGUCUACGCGCGGCCAUUGACUCAUUGCUCGUGGAGCACCAGCAGGCCGAUUUCGAAUUAGAUGGCGAGGGCGUGCGUGAGCGCGUGAACGAGUGGCUACACGUGAUGUCGGCGUUCGAGUGCGAGCACGCCAUACCUCGGGGCGCUGUGAACGGCGCCACGUCGCUCCUGGUGGCCAGCGUGACGUCACUGCGGACGGCCGAGUGGAAGUGGAAGUUCCGUCUCAGGGACUCCACGUCGGCCGUCUUCUACGAGUCGUCCGGAGCCGCGAAGAGAGUGACUAUGAUGUGUCAACGGGGUCGCUUUCCCACGGCCGACUGCGACGUGGAACUGGAUGCCACUGCCCUGGAGCUCCGCUAUCGGCGCUACAAAAAGUCCAUGGUGCUCAUUUUGCCGCGCAAUCGGGACGGAUUGACCGCCCUGGAGACGGCACUGACGGCACCCAGGCUGCGGAGCUGCCUGAACCGGCUCGAAGACCGAGGCAGCGUCGACGUCAAGUUACCCAAGUUCGGCGUCAAGCAGGCCUUCGACCUCAAGGGCCUAUUGCCCGGGUUGGGCGUCGUCGACCUGUUCGUGCCGGGGCUGGCCGACCUGCCGGGUUUACCGGUACGCGAUGCCGAAUCCUCGGAUCUCGCCGUCGCGAGACGGCACCUGUCUCUAGCGGUCCACUGCGCCUCCGUGCAAACCAAGGAGAAGGGCCACAAGUUCGGCCCGUGGGACGACCCGGAGGCGCGCCUGACGUUCAACGUGGACCACCCGUUCAUGUUUGUGGUCCUCAGCAGGGCUCCAGAGGCAGUGCUGUUCAUGGGAUCGGUGAGGGAAGUUUGCCUCCCCUACAUCUAGCCUACAGUCACGCGUAAAUAUGCGCGCCCAUGCCAGUGAACGUUACACACAAGCAGCACAGACAACAGGACAACGCGAGGUUGAGAACAUGACCUCCUGUUGUCUGCGCCGUAAUAUUGAAGACGAAAAGGCCUCAACGCCUGGCACUUCUGCUCUCGUCGUCGUUCACUCCGACAGGCACGCCGACUGCGCCACAGCUGUCUACACAUGCGUUUUUCGGAAGAUUGUACGGCUUAUGUAUUGUGAAUUGAGCGGCUAUAAAGAACGCCAAUAGCUUUACGGAUAUUUAAUAACGUAUGCCCUCGAGGCUGAACUGUGUACAAAUAAUGCGCAACAAAAGUAUUAAAUAACACACUAUAUCUGUCAUUAAAGUUGAUGUGGCAAAGUUGACAUCUGCGUGAGUUGGUACGUGCUUUUUUUCUACAGCGAAGGCUGUUAGCCUUUCACAGGUCGCCAUUUUACAUUUUAACGCGACAGCGUUAAGGGCCCCUUGUCGCAGAAAAUCCGGUGUCGGUGGAGUUGUCCGUGAGCGAAAAC
This is a messenger RNA of Dermacentor albipictus, 2208 nucleotides long. RefSeq names its product ipis-1-like. Gene Ontology annotation, molecular function: serine-type endopeptidase inhibitor activity. The record is from RefSeq and is a predicted model, not a curated record. NCBI's taxonomy places the organism in Eukaryota, Metazoa, Arthropoda, Arachnida, Ixodida, Ixodidae.